This is a messenger RNA of Lepisosteus oculatus (spotted gar), 2634 nucleotides long. The record is from RefSeq and is a predicted model, not a curated record. NCBI's taxonomy places the organism in Eukaryota, Metazoa, Chordata, Actinopteri, Semionotiformes, Lepisosteidae.
UUCUUUGCGGUAGGUGAAUUUGAUCAUCCAUUUUUGCACCAAAAACAGAGUCUCAUUAGAUUUUUUUUUGAUUUAGCAAUAGACCAUACCUGUUUUGUCUGCAGCAGCAUGGGUAAACCACAAGAUGUCACUAUCUAUAAAGAAGAAGUUGUGCUGUAUCCAGAAUUUUUGUAUGAGCCAAAAAGCAGUAGCAUCUGAUUACCCACUGAUUUACUAAAAGGAAGCAUAAGGAAGCCAGAAGGGAACUUACAGGUUCCACAACUGUUGUAAGUUGUAAGGCUACAGCAUCACCUGCCUCAUCACAAUAUUGCCCCAAAAGCAGCAGCAGAAGAGCAUAAAGGAAAGGAAAUUCAUGUACUAAUGUGCGUUCGUCAGGACCAGCAUGGACAGGAUUAAAAUUGGACACGAGACUUUGUUGCACAUCUGCAAGAUAAUGUAAUGCAAGAAACUGUUCUUCUUUUUGCAGGUUAAAAUUGUUUUUGUACUGAAAAGACAGUAUUUCCUCAUGUGCUACCUUUUCGUUCCCUGUCAAUUAUGCAAAGGCCUCAUCAGAGCAAAGGCAACACGUUUUAACAAUGAAGGUUGUUCAGCACAAUAUGCUCAGCUCCUAUUUUCAGAAGGCCAGUCCAGAUGGGGAUCUCUCAGGCUGUCUGUGCUGUUACAGGAAGCCAACACAAUCAGCAAGGCUCUCAACAAGCAAACCAUAUUCACAAGGUGUGAAACCGUGGCACAUGGUGACGAAGUGCCGUCUGUGAACGUCCGUGUCACUAACUCAAGACUGGGGAUUUCAACUGUGUGGAAUCUGCAGAAGUUUGAAGCCAGACUGGUGUCUAUGAGGGAGCUCUAUCAGGGAAAUUAUGAAGGAAGUGAAGAUGCGCUUUUCUGCGAUCCCUCCGAUACCUGGGAUACAGAGGUUCGAACACAGUCUCCAAAAAGCAGGCGGAGGAGUUCUUUAGGAAAGCAGCUAUCUGAAGAGCUAAUGGCAAAAGUCUUUCAGGACGGGCCUGUGGUAUUUGCUGGAUCUGUGACGGCGUGCAAGCAGCUGAUCAGCUGCGCUAUGGAGAGUCUGCAGAAGGACUGGGAGGUCAGCACCUUGGCUGACAAGGUCCUGUCGGACCUGCAGGCUAUACUGGAAUCCAUCGAGGUCAUUGCGAAAUCAUGCGACCACGUUCAUAAUAAAUUGUCUGGAACAGAUCUCCAGAAACAUUGCUUCACGGCAGCCACCAGCACGAGCAGCCUGGUGACGACCCUCCAAGUGGGGGGGGCUUGUAUCCCAGAAUUCACGGCACAAAACGCAGUCUUGGACGAAGUCACUGUGCAAAUCAGAUCGCUUGGAGAGAACCUCAUGCUCUUUCUCCACGGCUGGGAGAGCGACAUCAGGUCCGUGGUGGCCGAAACGAAAGACAAAAUUGUCCAGUCAUCUCUCUCGAUCUCCAAACAGCUGGGCAAGCUCGCGGUUCCCACGAGCCCUGGGGUCGGUUUUCCACAAGCAGCAAAAUGCGGUCCUCAGCAAGCUGAGCUCUUGGGUAAUACUCUCAAGGAGGCAUUCAUGCAAGGGGCAGACAGUAGCAUUGAAGCUCAAGUAGAUGCUGCUAUUUCUGAGCUAAAAGACUUACAGUCACGCAUUCAGAAGCUCCCUUCAAAUAAGGUUUCUGAAAAAGCCAAGAGCAUACUACUUUCUUACUUCAACUCUCUCGGGCUCAUCGUGGACAGAACUAAAGUACUGUGGGAUGAAAUUCAGUGCCUUAAAAACAAAACGUCUGAGAGUAUUCUGGUAAAUAUGGCUUUAUAUAAAAGUUUGAGUCUGGAGCUGAAUGGGCUUACCGCAACUGGGAAAAAUGUCUUCGGCAUGACAGUGGGAUGUUCAAAAGGAGAAGACGGAGGGCCCCAGACGUGGGAAGAGAUAGCCUUGGCUCCCCUCUCGGCUCAGACCCUUCUCGGCACCCUCCAGUCUGUGUGGGCCGCGGUCGGUGACGAAUCGGGGGACCCCGUGGUGGCCACCCGCUGGGCUACCCAGAACAAAGAGGCAGCUGGAGCUGCCAGAGAGCUCCAUUCUUCCACUGGGGAGUUAUUGAAGCUGCUGGAAAGGCAGAAGGGGGAGGCCGACUGCGCUGACGGAGGAGAGCGGUCACAGAGGUACAAAGGGCAGCUACCCACAACCCCCGGAGCGGAGCCUGGCACCCCGCCAUGGGGGAGGAGUGGGAGGUCGGUCCGCGAAGUCAUCGCCAGGCUGAAUUGUCAGUCGCUGACUGCGGAGAGCCGGAGGGCGCUGACCUGAAGCGCGUUAAGUCGUUCCAGGUCUUGUCGGUUUUUUGUGCCACCUGAAAGCACUUAAGUUACAAGCGGGCUAGAAUCUGUACACCGAAUUAAAAUUUGUCCUUAGGCUUUUUCACUGUUUGUACUAAAUGCACCGAAACGAGGUCUGUUGGAACAAAUGAAUUAACAGUGGUGCUGGGUAAAAUACGUAUUUAGUUGUUUUUUUUUCAAAUCGUGUUCUUCAAAUUCAAAUGGGAGUGUGCGAAAAGCAAUGAUAUGUUUUAGAUGGACGUAGAAACGCAUUUCUGUAUCUGUAGAGGAGACUCAUUUAUCUUUUUAAGCAACUUUUAUAAUAGAAAAUAAAGGUUUUCAAACUGA